AGGAGCUGAUAAUAGUGGAAGAAACUUUUCUUGAUUUCAUAGUUUAACCUCGGAAAUUUUCCAUUCUUUAUUAUUCUUCUUCUUCUCUCUCUUUCUCUCUCCCUCUCUCUAGUUACGGACGCUGGUUUGCUGUCAUGAAAAAAGAGCUAUUUCUUACCAAGGUACCAAGGAAACAAGAAACACGUUGAAAAUCGAGGUUUAUUCCGAGACCCAUUUCCCCAGGUCGAUUUUUGCACGUGGGUCAUCAACCUUCAAGCCUAUUUCCUCAAGAUGGAUUCUCGUUGCUUUGAUGACUACAAAGAAGACGGUGAAGGUAGAUAUGCUGAAGGAUUUGAAGACAAAUUUGGAGAUCCAGAAGUGCAGCCUCGCGUUGGGGAGGAAUAUCAAGCGGAAAUUCCUCCAUUGAUUUCAGCACCCUAUCGUUCUCUGCUUGUAAAGAGACAGAGAUUCAGAAAUCACGGAUCUAUCAGAAGCGAAGUGGGGCCAGCUAUUUCCGAGAAUGAAUGUUCGGAAACUAAAGUGGAACUUUACGCUGCUUCACGAGUGCUGAGAAAGGAUAAGAUGAGAGGGAAGUAUCUUCUCCCUGGAUUGUUGGACGAUCAAUCUUGGACAAAUACUGAAUAUAGCAGUUUUCUUCUUGGCCUCUAUGUCUUUGGGAAGAAGCUUAAUUUUUUGAAGAGAUUUGUUGGGAGUAAAAGUAUGGGAGACAUAUUGUCUUUGUAUUACGGAAAGAUGGAGGCAACAAAAUUGCUGUCAAGAUUAUUUUCGUACUUGCCAAGGGAGUGUCACACUAGAUUGCUUGAGAUUUCAAGGAAUUUUGGGGAGGGAAAGAUGCCUUUUGAAGAAUAUGUGUUUUCUUUAAAGGAUGCAGUUGGCAUUGACUUGCUUAUAGCUGCAGUAGGUAUUGGAAAAGGGAAGCAAGAUCUCACUGGCACUGCUGUUGAGCCAACAAAGACGAAUCACAUCUUCUCUGUUCGCCCUGAAAUACCAAUUGGCAAAGCUUGCUCCUCUCUUACAUCUGCAGAUAUAAUCAAGUUUCUCACAGGAGAUUUUAGGUUGAGUAAAGCUCGAUCCAGUGAUCUCUUCUGGGAAGCUGUUUGGCCUCGUCUUUUAGCAAAAGGCUGGCAUUCUGAACAGCCUAAAGAUGUUUCUGGAUCAAAGCAGUCUUUGGUUUUUCUUGUACCGGAUAUUAAGAAAUUUUCAAGAAGGAAACUGGUAAAAGGUAACCACUACUUUGAUUCUAUAAGUGAUGUGUUGAAUAAAGUAGCAUCUGACCCUGGACUUCUUGAGACUGAAAGUCAAGCAACUGAGUGCAGUGUAGAUAGGGAAAAAACUCCUGACAAACGAGACCUGGAGGGGGUGUCAUGUGGGGAACAAGCUCAGUACCUUCAAUCUCAUCGUUCAAAGUGCAAUCAAGAUGUCAGGAAAUUUACAAUUGUAGAUACCAGCAUGGUUCAUGAUAUGAAUCAACAUCAGGUUCGACAAUAUAGAGCUUUGAAUGCUAUCAAGGGUCAUGUUGAGCAAGAUAAUGCUUCAAGUGCUAUUGAAAACCAGGUUGAAAAAUCUCAUGUGUCAAGCUCUAUUGAUGAAUGGGUCGAACAAGCUCAUGCUUCAAGCCAUAUUGAAGACCGGGUUGAACAAGCUCAUGCUUUGAGCCCUAUUAAAGAUCGGGUUGAACAAGCUCAUGCUUCAAGCCUUAUUGAUGAUCGGGUUGAACAAGCUCAUGCUUCAAGCCUUAUUGACGAUCGGAUCAAUUUAAAAAGCGAACUCUUUCUAUCCUAUUCAAGGUCAGUUGAACAAGGGGUUGUGUAUACUCAUCAAAUUGUUACUUGCGUUCCUGAGGCCCUCAGCAUCAAUAAAGAAGGAAAAUAUCAUAGAUUUCAUUCUGAUUUGCAUAAUGGUGAGCAUUUAAGGGAGAUCAAUGAGCAUUCCCAUACACAAAAGAUGACAUCCGAUUGCACAAUUCCCUGCAUCACGGCAAUGCAGAAGUUAAGAGCUUGUAACCAUCAAGAAAAUAGUCACUGCACUAAAAGUACUUCUGUGGAUAGAAACUUUGAUUUAAAUGAACCAAUCUCACCAUCAAAUCUGCAAGAAGCAUCUGAGGACAUGGUUUUUUCUAUGGGUUCUGGAAAUUUGUCUUUACCAAAUUAUCUGGCUAAAGGCAGUCCGUCGAACAUUAGCCAUGAAGGUAGUGUCAGCGAGAACCGCCUGGUUAGAGAAGAGUCUGCAGAAAAUUCUGAAACCAGGAUGUUGAUUGACUUGAAUUUUCCUCAAGUUGCCCCUGAUUUAGGACUUGAAAUGGAAAUACCAUCCUCUGGGGUAACAGUGCAAAAUGACAAUCAAUUUGCAAAUGCAUCAUCUUCUCCAUCUGAGAUAACACAAUUCAAUGCCACACAGGAGUUUCCUGAUGGAAACAACGAGCAGCAGUCUAUCCUUGUCAACCGUCGUCAGAGCACUAGGAACCGACCGUUGACCACAAAAGCAUUGGAAGCACUUGAGUACAGAUUUAUCAACUCAAAGAGGAAAAGAAAGAACACAGAAUGUUCAGACAAUUAA
Vigna umbellata (rice bean) is the source of this 2556-nucleotide messenger RNA. The record is from RefSeq and is a predicted model, not a curated record. Lineage: Eukaryota; Viridiplantae; Streptophyta; Magnoliopsida; Fabales; Fabaceae.